GAUGUCAAGAGAAGGAAAAACCCAACUUCCUUGUUACCGGCUGACAGUUGAGAGAACAAGCGUCUCUUCGCCAUAUUUCCUCAGCAGUGACAGACCCUUCAGCAGAAAGACACGUCCAACAGCCCGUCUGAGGUUUUUAAGGUUAAAGAUGAGGGACUUGAGGCUGAAGAUAUGAAUGCUGGUGUUGCUCUCUACACAUCUGUUCACCCAUGGAGUAAAGACCCCAGCACCACCCCUCUACGCCUCCCAGACUCUGACACUCCUGCAUGGAUCUUCCCUUCACUUCUCCCUGCGGCUCCAGGCUCCUCCCACCCCUCCUGUGAGAGAAUGUACCCUAGUGAAUCUGACCCCCAGCACCUGGACGCCCAGCUGGACUUCUGCCACAAGCUCGGGUACUCCACGGCUCAGGUUCAGGCCGUUCAGCAGAAGUUCGGCCCCAACAUGGACACAGAUAAACUACUGGGGGAGCUGGUUAUGAUCCGGGCCAGUCGGGAGGGCGGUGGGGGGGCUGAGCAGGGGCCAGUCACCACGAUGUCGGUGCUUGUGCCCAGAGGGGACAUCCAGGCUCUGGGGCCAACCAUGCAGCUGCCUGUGACUGCACCAUCUUUUCAGAGCAGAGAGGAGAGCAGUGAGGAUGAAGACGCUCUGAGACCCAUUGUUAUAGAUGGGAGUAACGUGGCCAUGAGCCACGGGAACAAGGAAGUUUUCUCUUGUCUGGGAAUCCAGCUGGCUGUAAACUUCUUCGCAGAGAGAGGCCAUACUGAAAUAACCGUGUUUGUUCCUUCAUGGAGGAAGGAGCAGCCCCGGCCAGAUGUUCCUAUCACAGAUCAGCACAUUCUGCGAGACCUGGAGAGGAGGAAGAUUCUGGUGUUUACGCCAUCGAGACGUGUCGCAGGCAAACGGGUGGUCUGCAACGACGAUUGCUUCAUCGUCAAGCUUGGCUACGAGUCUGACGGCAUCGUCGUUUCCAACGACAUGUACCGGGACCUUCAGGGAGAGAAGCCUGAGUGGAAGCGCUUCAUCGAAGAGAGGCUGCUCAUGUACUCCUUUGUUAAUAACAAGUUUAUGCCUCCUGAUGAUCCUCUGGGCCGUCAUGGACCGACCCUGGAGAACUACUUGCGGAGGUUUCCAAAGACUCCAAAAAAACAGCCGUGCCCUUACGGAAAGAAAUGUACCUAUGGAAUCAAAUGUAAGUUCCACCAUCCUGAGCGAGCCAAACAGUCCAACCGCUCAGUUGCCGAUGAGCUUAGGGAGAGCGCCAAGCCACCGUCCACUGCAGUGAAACAAUCCAGUCCUGUGCCUGGACAGAGCCUCUCACUGGUGGAGGAUAUGGCAAAGAAACUGACUCUGGGACAUGAAAGUGGCUCCUUAAAGAAAGAUCAUAAAUACGAUCAGGUGAAGGCGAGUCACCGCUCCAGCAAGAAGGCCACAUCUAGAAAGGAGAAGACCAGCCAGCACUCGGCCUCUGACCACAGCUCAGUGCGGCAGAGUAGCUCACAUGAGCAGCUGGACUCUGGUCUAGGCUCCAUAGACAGUCAGCCGAUGGAUGCUCCUUGGAGUGUGUGUGAUCACAAGCAUAGUGCAUCAUACAAGAGCUCUCAGCACACCCACAGUGUGAGACAACAGUAUUGCCCUCCGGGCAGCUGCUGCUCACAUGACCUUACUUCUCAGGGCACCACACCAGCGUUCCACCACCACAACCAGCAUUUCAGCAUUCCCUACCCGCCUCCUUACGCUAGCUAUGGCGCAUACCCUGUCAGCAUGCCUGCAUACAGUCAGCCGACAGAUUUCCAGCACAGCAGAGUCCCCAGCCGCCCACAGCAGCAGUACUGGUCUGAUCCGUUUGGGGCUUAUCCCCCAGCAGGCUGCAGCCUGCCAGGGGAGUGCUUGCACUGGGAGCCUCCUCAGGGGGCGAGUCCUGGCAGGGAGGAGAGAGAGGUUGUCAGAAAGAAGCUCCUCGCUAUCUUCAGCGCUCACUUGGUUGACACGGCCAUGGACAUGUUUCCUCAGCAGGUGGAUCCACAGAUGUUGGUUGUUGAGAUCCUCAAGUUGCAGAGUCAGAACAGGUCGCUGAAAUGAGAUGAAGUAGCGCUGGUGUAAACCCUCGUCUUUCAGUGGAAAGACUGAAAAGAUAAACAUGAGUUUGUGUAUUUAUGUAUUGUGGUAUCCACCUGUAUUCAAAUGCCUUUUUUUAAAUUAUGUUACAUUGUAAGUUGCCUCUGUGAACUGGGUAAUUAGAGGCUGUAUGCGGUUGAUACAAAUUGUAUCUUUAUUAAAAAAUACAAGAAAAAGUGGAUUUUAAUGCCACUAAAUGGGGUUUAAAAGGUUAACAUCCUGUUACUCUUAAGGUGUGCUCAGAAUCCGCUGUAUUAGGUACACUUGAUGCAUUGAACACCUGGUCUGCCAUAAAAUGUACUUGUAGCAUUGUGCCUCUGUCUUCUUGUGUCAUAUUGGCACCAUGCAUGUUUAUACGUUCAGAGCCAACUGUGCAGAGGGUUGGGCAAUGAUUCACUUUAAUCAACCCUUCAGUUAAAAUGUCACGGUGAAAUUACAAUGUUGAGUUGUUACGAUGCACAAUUAUUCAGGGCGGUACUUACUGUCAGUAAUAAUUAAUCUCACAGAAGAUGAGAUCUAAAGUUUGUUUAUUUAAUGUGUUUUUGUAUUUGUUUUUUGCGGUACUUUUGUCCACCUUGCCCGACUAGAGCAUUUGCUUGCUGUGAAGUUAUUACUGAGUUACAGAUGUUUUUCUGCGACAUAAAGUAGGAUGUUUUUCUUGGAUCAGACUCAGGAUUAAAACAGGCUGUUCUUAUGUAUUGUUUUCAAUCAAUCAAUCAAUUGGACAGCAACUCUCAUUCCCACAGUCACACCAGUCCUUACUGACCGUAAAGGACAUGCCCCCUCAGCAUAUAAAGAGGCACCUGGUUGAAUGGCGCUAUCCAGGUUUUAGCCAAGUUUCAGUGAAUCACAGAAUAUUACAGUUCCUGAUAUCCUGUUGGAAACUGAUGGGGCACAAAAGUUGCUCAGUUUAUCUUCCAACGUCUGUACUAUGGCUAGCAGGAUGCUAGUUCAGCCGGUGCAAUGUCCGUCUUUCUUCAGUGUUCACUGAUGUGUACAUUUGAAAACCUCGACUUAGCUAGCUAGCAGAAGUCGGCAGGAGGACAGUUUACAGCCCAGUGAGUUUAUUUCCCUAUCCUGAUGAGUGAUUCGUGGCCACACAUUACUGCUGUCCAAAGCCAAACACGAAAUGCAUCACCAACAUUUGUAAAAUAGACAUAAGAGCAUAAAUUUUGUACAAAUUUAGGGGAGCUGACAGAGCAGCAACAGAUUCGCGUCUACGUCAUCAAUGCGGAUGGAUGUUUGUAGGUGUACCUACAAUUUUUGUUAUAAGCCAUGUAAUCAAGAAGGCUGCGAUCAUAUAAACAAUGUGCUGACAGGAGUAAAGAAGGAAGUCGUUCUCAUAAGGAGGCAGGUUGCGGAGUUGAAGGGUCACAAGACUCAAGACCUUCCCCCAGGAGACUGAUGUUUGGAACUGUUUGAAACCAACUGAACUUUAAGUUAUUUUAAGGCACAUGGUCACCAUGUUUCUUUUCUAAACCUAACCCUACGCAACUUUACGUACGUAACGUCAUUUGCAGGGCGCUAAUUCCUCAGAUGUCAUACAAAUCAUUGUAUUAGGGCAUGUUAAUUUAAAACACGACUGUCAGUUUAAAGGUCUAGUGUGAAUGAUUUAGUGGCAUUUGUCUGUCUUUGCUGUUUUAUCACUACAAGAGAUGCAACUGUAACAAAUAUCUCACUUUCACUAUCCUCAUUCAUUUUAUUUUAUGAAGCCACAAAUAAUACUUAGCUCCAAAAUAAACCUAAGAGCUUGAAGUUAGAGCUGAACUUCAGAGAGUCGUUCCUAUGAAGAUGACACACUGUCUCGCUCAGUUGCAUUUGUGUACACCUGCAGGUUUUCAGAACAAGUUGUACUUGACUUGUUGCAAAUCUUUAGUCUUAACUGGGUUUUGGUAACAAAAACACAACAAUUCUUAUUAUCAGGUGAUUAUAAAUGAAUGAAAACAUUGUGAAUUUUGCACAUAAUUUCUGUCAAUAGAUGCCCUCAAAUCCUACACACUGGACCUUUAACAAAAAUGUGCCAAUGUUAAAUUCUAGUUACAUUAUAUUAUUUACAUGAGGGCAAACUGACCAAUGGUCGACUGAACAUAACAGACCUGGACUGUUUUUUUUUUUGUUUAAUAUUUUGGGCUUCACUUUUGAAUGUCACUGUUACAAAGUAAAAUUAAACAU
Messenger RNA from Epinephelus moara (kelp grouper), 4287 nucleotides. RefSeq names its product zinc finger CCCH-type containing 12Ab (gene zc3h12ab). Gene Ontology annotation, cellular component: cytoplasmic ribonucleoprotein granule; nucleus. The transcript has 6 exons. Gene Ontology annotation, molecular function: RNA endonuclease activity; mRNA binding; metal ion binding. The record is from RefSeq and is a predicted model, not a curated record. Bases 172 to 2079 code for a protein of 635 amino acids. NCBI's taxonomy places the organism in Eukaryota, Metazoa, Chordata, Actinopteri, Perciformes, Serranidae. Gene Ontology annotation, biological process: nuclear-transcribed mRNA catabolic process, RNase MRP-dependent; 3'-UTR-mediated mRNA destabilization.